AUGGAUUUCCUUGAAUUUGAUAGCUUUACACCCCAUGAUACCAAUGUCAGUCUUCCUCAACCACAGCCAGCUUUAUCUAUUCCUAUAGCUACCAACUUGGAAAGCUUUAGUAAAAAGUUUUCAAAUUUUUCAUUAUCAAGAAACCUUUCCAGCUUCUCCCAACAGACAACAACCAAUAAUGAAAGCGGUAUUGAGAACAGUGGAAAUGGAGAUAAAGAUUUCAAAGAUAUGAAAGUGCAGGAGAGCAAGGUGUUUGAGAAAUACGUAAAACAGUCAUUGUUGUUUCUUGAGAAAGAUGACAAGUCUACACUGGAAAGGCUGGAUAUUUUAGUAAACCGUCAAGACCAUUUUGAGUCUUUGGGUCCACGACUUGCAAGGGUACUCAAUGACUCUAUGAGCGAAUCUAUGAUGAAAGAAAUGUUUAGUGAUAUUGAAAACAAGAAAACUGCAUUGGCAAAUUCUGGUUCAAAUUCAAAACUAUAUGAGGAGAACCAGGUUAAAAAUUUGGUGGAGCCAGGUUUUGUAGGUGCAAUGACGAGAAAGAAACUUAGAAGUCAAGUUGAGUUCUCGUUAACCAAAACUCAAACCAAGAUGCUCAAAGAGUACCAGCCUAUAUUGCGACACCUCAAAGUAAUAGAAUCGCGGUUGAAGAAAUUAAAUGACUUGAAUGACGAAAUAAAUACACGUUUAAACAAAACCGCAAAUGGCUCGACUCAAUUUACGGAAAAAGUAGGACUUAUGAGCUCUGAAAGAACUGCUGUUGAGAUCAAGCAGGGUUUAUUAACCGCAUUCAAAUCACAAUUUACAUUAAAUGAAUAUGAGGAGUUUAUUUUAGCUUCUGGUGAUUUGAACCACGACUUCUUUGAGGCACUAGCCAAAGCAGAACAGAUUGUUGAAAGAUGCUCAAUCUUGCUUUCCGAAGACAACCCACAAUUGGGUUUGAAGAUUAUGUCCAAGAUGAACAACGUUAUCAAUAAGGCAAUAGAUAGGAUUGUCACCUACUGCAACAAAACAUUGGACAACACUUAUUCCCUCAGCUCCAAGGCUAGAUUACAGACACUUCACGAAUGCUUUAAAUUCCUCAAAAACAAAUUAAAUUUCUUAUCGUCAAUUGUCGAUAAAUUUAGUGCCUCGAGAUCGAAAGCUGUGCUCGAGGAAUUCUAUAAGCAGACGCAAGCGUCGCAAGAAGGAAUGGGUAUUGGUGUUGGUGUUGGUGCUGGUGUUAAUAGUGGCGUUGGUUCCAACGCUGGUGAGCUCGUGAGACCUUUAUCAUCUCGCAGGCGAUCUAGUGCUAAAUCUGCAGCUUCAAUAACAGGCUCUGAAACCGUUAGGCCUGUUUACAUGUCUGCGCAUGAUCCUAUUCGAUAUGUAGGAGAUUUUCUCGCUUAUGUUCAUUCUUUGGCAGUGAAUGAGUCGGAAACAAUUAAAAAUAUAUUCACAAUGGGAGAUGAUAAUGAUCGAGAAUUUGACAAUAUAAUCUACCAAAUCAGAAAUAAAGUACUUCAAAGUUUGGCGCGUCCAAUAAAGUCUAGAAUCGAGCAACUCAUAUUUUCAGAAACAAAAUUGUCAAUAAUAUUUCAGAUCUUCAACCUCGUAGAGUUGUACUCCGUGAUGUUUGCGAAGCAGUUGCACGAUUCUGAAGAUUUGGUAGAAACUAUGCUUGUGUUGGUGAAAAGUUGUCAGGAUAAGAUAUUUUCAACCAUUUCUGGAAAAUUGGCAUCUAUAAGGGCAAGCAACCAAGCAAAGCUUGAACUCAAUUCAGAUCUUCAACCACCAGAAUGGAUUAUUGAUUUUUACAGUGAAAUCUUGUACGUCAUUGAUCAAGUUACCACGAAGACGGUGUUGAAUUUACCACCCGAGGAAAAUGAAAGAUUCCUAAAGCUUAUUGUUAAUGAGCCAAUCAGUAUUUUCAAAGAUCAUGUUCAGCACAGCCAACUUCUCUUGCAUGACAAGAGAGACACUCUCAUAAUCCAGUUUAAUUUCUUGGAUUUAGUGCAAUCUAAAAUAAUGCCAAUUUCAAUAUUAUCUGAUAAAGUACUAGAAAUCAACGACAUGAACUUGGAGUUGACGAAACAAUUGACUGAAUUGGAACUCACACAAAUAUUAAAGGGAAGCCAGUUGUACGAUUACUAUAAUAUCAUCAAUAUGAUUUGUCCAUUCACCGAUGAUUUUUUCGAAGUAUCAAUUUAUGAGCCAAUUAUCGAAAACAAGCUUUACAAUUUGGAGCAGUUGCAUAAAGCAGAUUCUGCAUUACAAGAGUUUCUUCCCAAUGCAAUGAUUGAGAUUCAACAAUCUUUAUUAAAAUUGAACUCGCCAGUUACAGUCAGUGAUGUUAUCGAUAAUGCAUUUAUUGAAUUCAUCAAAUUUUACCAAAAACUAAAUACAAUAAAUAAAGAGUACCUUCAGUAUUCAUUCACGUGGUCCACUUAUGAUAUAGCGACUUUGCUCGGUAUUGAAGAAUCGAGAUAUCAAGAUCAAGAACAAAACUAA
Molecule: messenger RNA, 2490 nt
Organism: Lodderomyces elongisporus
Lineage: Eukaryota; Fungi; Ascomycota; Pichiomycetes; Serinales; Debaryomycetaceae
Gene: COG6
Product: Golgi transport complex subunit
Exons: 1
Coding region: 1-2490 (829 amino acids)
Biological process (GO): intra-Golgi vesicle-mediated transport
Cellular component (GO): COG complex
Source: RefSeq, a predicted model, not a curated record